AUGGACCCCUUGACAGUAAUCGGCCUUUUCUCUAACAUUAUCGGGUUCGUUGAUUUGGGAGUGAAACUAUUCAACACCACAAAGGAAAUCUACGACUCCGCCUCCGGGACUCCUGACAGUGCAGCUAGCUAUGAAUUUAUUGCGGAAAAAAUGCAGGAAUUUACCAACCGUCUUAUCCCACCUGGUGAGACUGUAUCUGAUAAGGAUAGGGCCAUAUGCGAUCUUGCAAAGAAGUGCAGGAGUUUAGCACAGGAUAUUCGGACGCUGUUCGCCAAGACAAAGCCUCGGGAUCCCAAGUCACGAGGCCAGAGCUUUAUCAGUGCGAUUAAAAUGGCCAAAUACAAGAAGAGAAGAGAAGAACUGCAGUCCCGGUUGGCCACUUGUCAGCAGCAGUUGGAAAUGCACUUGAAUUACGCCACAAGCUCUAAGAUCCAGAGAGAUUUGAAUGCGUUGAUCACUAGUUCUAAAGAUGACAGCAAUCUCAUUUUGCAGCUACAGAAGCGAGUCGAGGAUCUUCAUCAGAAUGUGAACAAUGCAUUUUCCGCAAGAGGCCAAGUCCAACUAGGAGGUCUGCUACAAGUUUCAGAAGGCUCUUAUAACACCUUCCUCAGCAAAUAUUUGCUUUCUGACCUUCGGUUUGACAGCAGGGACACACGGUUCGGCGAUGUUGCUGAGCCACAUGAUGACACAUUUCAAUGGAUCUUCGACGAUGACUUAAACGCCACCCAUAUGCUUCUGCAUCGGAAUCAAUUUCACCAAUCCUUCAAUUCCUGGCUGUCAUCAGGCGAUGGGAUCUUCCAUAUCUCUGGUAAAUUAGGAUCAGGAAAGUCCACGCUAAUGAAGUUGCUCUACCACGACUAUCGCACCCAGGAAAGACUGAUGGAAUGGGCUGGUGAUCGUGAGCUUAUCAAGGCCCAGUUCUUCUUUUGGAAGCCAGGCUCGAAACUUCAAAAGUCGAUGGAAGGUCUUCUUCGCGCGCUACUUUAUGAAUGUCUCAUGUCGGUGCCCGAGCUUGUGGCGGAGACUCUGCCUAAGCAAUGGAGUGAGAUCAAGUCGACACCAUUGCAGAUGCACAGAAAGGUUCAAUUUCCAUUGGAUGAUCUCCAAACGGCCUUUGACCGUUUGGUAGAUCGUGGGGUUGAAGGCUACCGAAUUUGCUUUUUCAUCGACGGACUAGACGAGUACGAUGCCCCUUUACACGACGACUACCUGGCUAUGGUUGAGAGACUCUGUCGCUGGAGUCAAUUGUCCGAGGGAGAGAUAAAAUUCUGCGUGUCCAGUCGAGAACACAACGUCUUCAUGAAUCAUUUCCCAGACAGCCAACGGAUCUGCAUGCAGGAUCUUACUCGACCCGAUAUGGAACGUUUCAUUCGCGAUAAAUUCGAAUUGACAGAGCAACAGAAGAAGCUCGAACCGCUAGUGGAACUGAUUAGUGAAAAGGCCAAUGGGGUAUUCCUUUGGGUUGCUCUGGUUAUAAGACGAUUGCGCGAUUUGAAUGAAAGGGAAGAGGCCACAUUAAAAAGACUGAAGAAAGAGAUUGACGAUAUCCCCGAGCAACUCGAGGAUCUUUUCAAACAUCUCCUUCAGUCCAUCCACCGUUCCGAUCGGAAGCGGGCGUAUCGAACAUUUGCGGUUCUCCAGAAGUUGAAUGAGGAAGAUUUGCCAUAUGUACACUUCCCACUUGCGGCCUACUGCUUUAUCGACGACUGUUUGGCAGACCAACCAGAUGAAACUAUACCUACACUACACGAAUUGGAUGAAAUGUCUAAGAAUGAGAAACUGACACGGGGACGCAAGAUGCUUAUGGGUAGCUGUAUGGGCCUUGUUGAACCAACAAGGAUUAUCUCCCUCAUAGACGAUGAUUUCCAGGAGUGGGGAGUCUCCUUCACGCACCGCUCUGUCCCAGAAUUUCUACAAUCAGUCCAUUCACAGGAUUGGGAAGAGCAUCUGAAGGGCUUUUGUCCAGAGGGUGCCAUCUCCUGGCUACUCUUGAUCUAUCUACGGGACAAGAACACCAUGUGGUACAAGAAGUCUGGCUACGAGCAACCGAGUUGCAUAAGCCAUUAUAUCAUGGAUAUCAGACAAAAGGCCAAUAUCAGCAGAGAACCAUUCUUUCUCGAGGAUCAAUUAGAGGCAACUCUUGUCCGACACGGAUGCGCAGAUAUCAGAGAAGAAGAUGACUAUGGUAAACUACACAUUGCCAGCCUGAAAGAUGCUGCGUUUUACUUUAUUGGGACCCUCAAUCCGCAGUCUGACCGAGUCUUUCGGAUAUGUAAUCCUUUAUACCUCGCUGCCUUUGUGGGAAAUACUGCAUAUGUCAUAUGGAAAACAACCCAAGACCCAUCAUGCAUACAGAAUCCUUUGACCAUUCCGAUUCUACUCUACUGUCAUUACUACAGCUUUAUGAGGGGAAGAACAACCGAUAGCAUACAUGGAGUGAAUUUACCACUUCAUCAUCUCACCACACCGACCAGUUUAUCGCCCUGCGUACACCCCAGACUCUCGAUAUCGGACAAGGGUGCCAAGCUUAGCGUCUGGCAACACCUGGUCCUUGGACUUGUCGCGGGGUUCCAAAUGUUGCCCGAGGAAACGGCCGCAGAAGAUAUAUUUUGGGAAAGAUUUUUAGAAACCAGAGCUGAUACCUACUUGGCCAUAUCAUCGACAUCCAAAAGGAAGUGGGGAAAGCAUCCUGUGAAGCUCAUCGUUGGAAAGGAAAGGCGUCAAGUGGAUCUUUCAAUAGAUCUUAACACUAGAGGAAUAGGGCACUUACUGGGGUUGUUUGACCGGGGUGGUGUCUGUGAAAUUACACUGGCCCAGAUAUUCGAUCAAUGCGGCAUUCCAAAUCGAGACAAGCUGAUUUCGUUGGUUGAGCAUAACAAUCGUCUUUCAUCGGAGGAAUCAGCCAGAGCUGAGAGGGAUGGAUCGACACAGCCAAUCUCUCGAGAUGACACUCCCAGAGACAAUUCUCAAUCAGUAAACCAGCUUUCAACAUACAACAGAGCCAGCAAGAACAAAAACUGA
Aspergillus wentii DTO 134E9 is the source of this 3021-nucleotide messenger RNA. RefSeq lists its product as uncharacterized. Lineage: Eukaryota; Fungi; Ascomycota; Eurotiomycetes; Eurotiales; Aspergillaceae. The transcript is spliced from 2 exons. Bases 1 to 3021 code for a protein of 1006 amino acids. The record is from RefSeq and is a predicted model, not a curated record.